GCCCAGCCAUGUGGGCAGGGCUGGGGCUCCUCCUGAGCCUCUGCCUCCUCCCCGGAGGAGGGGCAGAGAUCCAGAACUGCCAGGAGCCCCCGGAAUGGCAGAUUGGGGAGGAGAGCCCCAUGCUCAACGCCCGGGGCUCCGUCACGGUGGUGGCUCUGCUGCAGGCCAGCUGAUACCUGUGCCUGCUGCAGGCCUCCAGAUUGGAGGACCUGCGAGUGAAGUUAGAGAAUGAAGGACUGGUCAAUGUCUCGUAUAUAGUUGUCAACCACCAGGGAACUCAGUCACAAAGGAAAUUUCACCUCCUGAAAGAAAGUGUUUCAGACUAUAUUACUGUCUACCAGCAGGACGAGCAGCAAGCUGAUGUCUGGACUACCUUAAAUGGAAACAAAGAUGAUUUUCUCAUUUAUGACAGAUGCGGCCGUCUUGUGUAUCACUUGGGUCUGCCCUACUCCUUCCUGUCUUUUCAAUAUGUAGAAGAAUCUAUAAAGAUUGCAUACUGUGAAAACAAGUGUGGAAAUUGCUCCUAUACGGAACCCGAUAUUAGCGAAAUAUGUGAAAACAUCACUAAAAAGGCAGAUGAAAAGCUAGCGGAGAUUGAACCAAACCCAGCUGGCCAACACUCUCACCACCACCGCCCGCACGGGCACCGGCACCGGCCCCACCACCACCACCACCACCACCACCGCGAGGGCAGCCCCCGAGCCGAGACCAACCAGCAGGGUCCCGGCGAGGGCCCAAGGCGCCGUCCUCGUCCUCCUCCUCACAGCGACAGGCAGCGCGGAGGCGCUGGCCACCACAGGCACCACCACGGGGGCAGCCAGGAGCAGGGGGAAGCUCUUCCUCAGGGAGAAGGUGCGGAAUUUCUGGCGCAAUAUAAACAGCUAUGACAAAAGGCAAAAAGCAGCUGUAAAAAUCAGCUAACUUGAAACUGGGGGAAGGCAUCAGAUGUGACUUCUAGUAGUUGAUGCUGACAUUGCAGACACCUUUUGUUUGAAGAGUUAGGGAAUUCUGUCACUUGACAGUGUCGYGGGGCACUUCCAAAUUCUUGCAGGUGACACGGGCAGCUGCGAGCAGAGGACAUCACUGAGUCCUGACAGUGACGUCUGCUCUCGGCUGCCUGACAGUCAUCAGCAGCCACUGAAAAUAGCGACACCUGACAGUGACAGGAGAAGGCAGGGAGCUGAGCCUGAGAAACGAACUAAACACGACAAAACGUUGCCUACAUUCAUGCAAUUGGAACAAGGGAAACAUUAACAGAUUCAAUUUUUACUGUCCCACACUUAGAAAAAAAUUAAAGACAGGUGACAGGAAUGUGGAGUUAGAAAUGUCAAUAUUGAAAACUGGAAUUUUACAGCAGUGCUCUUAGAACUACACCAAACCUGUCAAGUACCAUCGAUAAAAAAGUAUUUUAAAGCAAUUUAACUGACCCAUAGUUUGUUUUUCAGUUGUAGAUGAAAGGUGUCUGCAUUCUUGACUAAUUUGUCUUUCU
Molecule: messenger RNA, 1489 nt
Organism: Nothoprocta perdicaria
Lineage: Eukaryota; Metazoa; Chordata; Aves; Tinamiformes; Tinamidae
Gene: SELENOP
Product: selenoprotein P
Exons: 4
Biological process (GO): selenium compound metabolic process
Cellular component (GO): extracellular region
Molecular function (GO): selenium binding
Source: RefSeq, a predicted model, not a curated record